Ogataea philodendri is the source of this 723-nucleotide messenger RNA. RefSeq lists its product as uncharacterized. The record is from RefSeq and is a predicted model, not a curated record. Bases 1 to 723 code for a protein of 240 amino acids. Lineage: Eukaryota; Fungi; Ascomycota; Pichiomycetes; Pichiales; Pichiaceae. Gene Ontology annotation, cellular component: U2-type post-spliceosomal complex; U5 snRNP; U4/U6 x U5 tri-snRNP complex. The transcript has a single exon. Gene Ontology annotation, biological process: RNA splicing; generation of catalytic spliceosome for second transesterification step.
AUGGAGUUUAGCAAAGUGCUCUCGAGCGAGAUUAAGCGCCAGAAACAAACGCUGGAAGAGCCCACCAAACAGGACUCGUCCCAAGACGAAAAACAGGCGCUGCGGGAUCCCAAAUCGGACUCGGAGUUUUCGUCAGAUGUGCCAUCGCAAUCUGAAAAAGUGUCUACUAAAGAAAAGGCACCUGCACCAGACGCACCGGAAAUCAAGCCCCAAAGAAGAUCCAAUCAUGCCACACUGGAACAGAUUCCCGUUACGGCGUUUUCGAUCAGGAAAAUCAGCAUCAGAGACGAUCCCAAACUAAUUGCUCAACAAUGUCGUGAUUACAUCAAAUAUUUACUUGGGAAAUGGGAAGCAGCCAAUUUGCAACACUCAACCGUCGAUCUUGUAGAGACUAAAAAAUGGCUGUUUCCGUUAUUGGUGAAAUUGCGAAAACAAAGCCUUCCGUUGGAGCAACUGACGAGCUUGGCAACCAUAAUGUACGAGCUACAACAGCAUAACUAUAACCACGCAAAUGAGGCAUAUCUCAAAUUAAGUAUAGGCAAUGUUGCAUGGCCCAUCGGGCUUACAAAUAUUGGGAUACGAGUGAGGACAGGACAUUUGAAGGUGAAGGAAAACACAGGUACCAGUAACAUCAUGAAGGAUGAACAAACUAGGCAAUGGAUUUUGGCCAUAAAGAGGAUAAUAACCUUCUGUGAAACAGCAGGAACUACUUUGGGCAUUUAA